GUCUGAUUAUUUUAUGAUAUUAAAUGUUAUCGUUAUCAUUGAGUUAAUAAUUAUAUUCAUUUGAAAAUAACAUAUAAAAUAAUGAAAUCUCAACGCAAUCAUUACACACCAGUAAUGGAAAAGUAUGAGAAGAUCUCGAAAAUAGGUGAGGGCUCGUAUGGUAUUGUAUUCAAGUGCCGGAGCCGGGACUCCGGACAGUUGGUCGCCAUCAAGAAGUACGUCGAGACAGAGGACGACCCUCUCAUCAAGAAAAUAGCCUUACGUGAGAUACGGAUGCUUAAGCUCUUAAAGCAUCCAAAUCUCAUAAAUUUGAUUGAAGUGUUUCGUCGGAAGCGAAAAUUGCAUUUAGUGUUCGAGUACUGCGAGCUAACUGUGCUCGACAUACUGGAAAAGUACCCCAAAGGUGUGCCCGACAAUCUCACUAAGAAAAUCAUCUGGCAAACUAUAAACGCAAUCAAUUUCUGUCAUCAACACAAU
Molecule: messenger RNA, 477 nt
Organism: Oppiella nova
Lineage: Eukaryota; Metazoa; Arthropoda; Arachnida; Sarcoptiformes; Oppiidae
Source: the annotation of a GenBank genome assembly